Trichoderma virens Gv29-8 is the source of this 711-nucleotide messenger RNA. RefSeq lists its product as uncharacterized. The record is from RefSeq and is a predicted model, not a curated record. Bases 1 to 711 code for a protein of 236 amino acids. The transcript is spliced from 3 exons. NCBI's taxonomy places the organism in Eukaryota, Fungi, Ascomycota, Sordariomycetes, Hypocreales, Hypocreaceae.
AUGGCCCAUCUUGUGCCACAAGGCCAUCUUGUUCUUUCCAUUUCUCCCACUGUAACUAAGGCGAUAAAAACUCUACGGGCUCCCUCUUAUAUGUCGUUAUCCUUCUCUUUCUCCUCUCUUCUCAAAGCCUUCAUACAGACAAUGGAUGCUUCGAUACCAACGAUCUUCUCCUACCGCGCUAUUCUCUCGGUCAAAAUGAUGCUCCUACGCGUUCUCAUCGCCAUCUUCUUCCACUUCCCUGUGGCCCUUUCAUUCCCCCAAAUUCUCACACAUACUCAUUAUCACAACCGAAGUGUGGAAAUUGAUCCUCCUCCAACUACCAUUCAUCCAAUUCCUCUACCACUGCCUCCAACAACGUCGUUCCCAACACCCACAACGACUUCAGAUCCCUGGAAAGACAUGUGUAAACCCGGUGCUGAAUGCGACUGCACACGCAUCCAAGACAAAAACGGCGAAGAAUACUUCCAAUGCGUCACCAACCCCCGCUGCGACCACUGCUGGAUCAACAUCACCACCACAACAACCCACCCAAUUCCUCCCGCGACGAAGCUCUUCAGCACAGACUACAUGACGCUUCUGCCAGGAACGUAUUUUACUUCCUCGGACGGCACGAUGCAUGUCGUGGUCGUGGAGCCUUCUCAGAUAACGACGACGAGGUUCGUUACUUUGACGCGGACGAGCUUGGUGACUGUUUCCGUAACGCCUAUGUGA